This is a messenger RNA of Drosophila eugracilis, 3393 nucleotides long. It is a transcript of the gene mmm, whose product is annotated as dynein intermediate chain 3, axonemal. Lineage: Eukaryota; Metazoa; Arthropoda; Insecta; Diptera; Drosophilidae. Bases 1 to 3393 code for a protein of 1130 amino acids. Gene Ontology annotation, biological process: inner dynein arm assembly; cilium movement involved in cell motility. The transcript has 6 exons. Gene Ontology annotation, molecular function: dynein heavy chain binding; dynein light chain binding. Gene Ontology annotation, cellular component: inner dynein arm. The record is from RefSeq and is a predicted model, not a curated record.
AUGUCGGCCACGGAAAUGGAGAUGCCGGGCAAGCUAGAGGCGGAGACCGAACCGGAGGUAUUGCCCGGGGAAUUGGAAAUACCGGAUGCUUCUGCGUUACCCUCUUCUCGGCGCAACAAACCCUAUUUUAAGAAGUUCAAAGAGCCGGAGUCCGAUGAGGAAGUGGGGGAUCUGCGCAAUCUGUUUAAUAUUCAGGAGUCAUGGCGAACCCUUAUGUCGCUUGGCAGUUGCCAAAAGGUCAUGGUUUCGGAGAAGGCUCAAAAGACCCUGAAGAUCGAGGUGGGCGUCAAUGUGACUCAAGAGUUCCCAUGGAAACAGAUCCAGUACAAGGAUCUACGGGAUGUGCUCUUCGACGAGUUGGAGAACUCGGCAGAGCUGUUGAAGAAGUUCAAAAACUUCAAUCCUGAACACUUUGUUCUGAUGGGCUUUUGUCCUUUACUGACCGAGCAGGAGGACGAUCCACCCGAGGGUGAACCCUUCAUAUUCUACUCCAGCAUCAAAGAGUCCAAAAUGGCACUGAGCAUCAUCCAGAAUAUGGAGCGCUUUGAUCGUUGGCGGAUGCAGCGUCGUCUCCGAAAGAAACCCCGCAGAUGGGUUAGUCAAGGAACUGAUGCCGAGAUGACGAUCAUGGUGGAACGCUUCAAGGAUGAGCCCAUCGACGUGGAGAUCCAGAGUGUGUAUCCCAUUCAGGUGCCGCGGCACAUAGCCUUCGAUUACCGGUUGAGCAAACAUGUCAGGGAUGGCUUUAUCGAGCUCUUACCCAACGAGAAUAUUAAAUGGGAAAAUGUAACCAAGAAGAGAAUCACCGUAUCGGUCCAAUCUGCUCCUCCUAAGAUUGAUAGAGAGCAGCAAACGAAUCCCACAUUUCCAUCCAACGCCUGGUCACAAUAUCUCUAUGAAAUUGACGAUGAAGACCUCGAGCUGGAUGAAACGGAUGUGGACGAAGAGGAGGAGAAGAAGAAGGCACAAGCUAAGCCGGGAACUUAUGUGGAGCCCGAAAAGAAACCACCCGAAAUGUCCGAACAGAUCGAAAUGCUGCUGAAUACUCUGGAUUUUAACCAGAUCGACAGUUAUCGUGAUGACUAUUCUAUGAUAUCCUCUCGACAAGUGGUCCAGUAUACCAAUCCCUACCUGCAGGAAUUCCUUUGCUUUGCGAACAUCUCCAAGAGCAAUAAGCGCUUCGUAGCUGGCUAUGAUUGGUACCCAAAAUUGUCUGGACUAAUCGCUGUAUCGUAUGCCUUUAGUACUCCAGCUACUGUAAAUGAGGCCAGCAAUCGAGUGGACUACGUUCAGAGGGCUGUUCUAGAGCCCAAUCCUGUACUCCUGUGGAGCUUCUCAGAUAACCUUAACUAUAAGUUAGAGUUCGAGGCUCCGAUAGAGAAUACCGCUCUGACUUUUUGCCCGUUUAACGGGGAUCUCUUGUUGGGAGGCAGCAAGAAUGGCCAGGUGGUGUUGUGGGACUUGCAGGGACGAGGCGACAGGCUGGAUGAAGAGGAAUAUUUGACGGCUGCCCAGGCCAAGUACCGCAUCAUGAUCGGAGAGUUUCUGAAUUGGACCAUUGACAUAGAGGACAAUGUCAUCCCACCGACCACCAUUUCCUCGUUGGACUGCUCACCGAAAGGUGCCAUCACUUCAUUUUAUUGGUUAGGUCGUUCCAUAUAUCUAAGUCAAUUUGGCAAGGUUUAUAACGAUCCGGAUACCCGGAAUCACCAUAAGUUCUUUGUCACUUGCGCCUUUGAUGGCACCAUUAGCUUCUGGGAUCUCGAUGGAGCGGGAGGAAAGGGAAAGGAAAAGAUGCGAAAUCGUAUGCUUCCCAAGGAGCUGACCCAGAGCGAGUCUCCUUUUAAGUCGAUGGCCAUUAAACCCACCUAUAAUCUCAAUUUCCCGGAACCACUGACUGGAAUCAUAGCGGACACCUCGUGCUUCUCGUGUUUAACACCAGUUCCUAAGUUGAUACACGCUAAUCCCUCAAAUUACCCCAUUAAGUUGAUACCCAAGGAUCCACCUACAAUGCGCCAAAGUAUGAUAGUUUCCACUUUCUAUGGUCAUGUCAGCAGGAUUGAUUGGCAAGGCACCUAUGUGGAAGGGCAACCAUCCGAGCUGAUCAAUAGUUCGAUUCCUUUUGCCAUGGUACAUAAUGGACCAGUAGUGAUGAUGAAAAAGAAUCCUUUCUAUCCUGAGUUAUUCGCCUCCAUUGGGCGUACCAUCUUGGCCAUCUGGAAGGAGGACUAUAACUAUUCACCUAUAUUUUGGCGGCAAAGAGCAUGUGACCUCACCGCCGUCGCCUGGAGUGAAACUCGUCCGGCUGUGUUGUAUCUGACCAGGAGUGAUGGAAUUCUCGAGGCGUGGGAUAUAUUGGCUCGCGAUGAUGACGCCUGUCUGACUGAGAUCCUUGGGGGUGGCAUCAUUACUGGGAUCACUGAGCAUCGCCCCUCACUUCCUUACAAGAUCUUGGGCAUUGGUGACUAUAAUAGUAGCAUAAGGAUGGUCAAGUUGCCGCAUUCCUUCGAUGUACCGCUGCCCAAUGAACUUCAACAGCUUGUGAACUAUGUACUUAAGGAGGAGCGCCGUAAGGUGGGCAUUCAGGCAUGGGAACAAAAGUACUACGAACUCAACAAGGACAUCAUCGAGGCAAAGCGAGAGGCGGAGGCGGAAACCCGGAAGGAAAUGGAGAGAAUUGAAAAAGAGCAGCAAUUGGCUAGCAUGAAAAAGGGCCACAAGUCCACUGAAGAAGGUGGUGGAGGAGGCGAGGAGGUCAAGACCAAGAAGACUUACAGUGGCCUCAACUACAAUGAGAAAAUGGCUGUGAUGUGGGACGAACUGAAUCUGAACCGGAUGAUGACCAUCCUGAUGUCACGCAAACAGAUGGAUCCCGAGAAAUUGGCCAGAGAGACGGCACUGGAGAAGGAGAGGCAUGCCUACGAGGCGGCCAAAAAGAAAUCCCAUUCGGAUGUCUUGGCCAGGGUGGAUAAUGAAAUCGCCACCCUUCGAGCAAGAAUCUUGCCUGCCGAGAUUCAGGACAUGCAGCGCAGUGAGAUGAUCGCGGAACGUGUUAAACGAGAAGUGGAAAACGGGCCCACCUAUGAAGAGGUGUGCGAAGAUUCCUUUGAGAUUCUGGGCAUGUUUAAUGAGUUCAAGCCGAUAGAUUAUAUUGAGUUCCUGGAACGAGGUCGUCAGAGGCGUCGCCUAUUGGAUCAGUCCUUGGGUGGCAAUACCGAUCGACUGCUGUGGUUUGAGGAGAAGUUAAAGUUGGGAGAACUGGGCGAAUGUCAGUUCGGUUAUGAAACUGUUACUGGAAGUCAGGCGGAGGAGGCGAGUCAACACGACUAUACGGCGUCUCAGCUUCCGUUGUCCUCAUCGGACAGCAAUAUUAUAGAAGAGGUCGAUGCGUAA